UUGCACCACAUGUUUUUAAUUCUCUCUCUCUCUCUCUCUCUCUCUCUCACACACACACACACUUCACACAAACACUGUUUCCGGCUUUCUGCUCGAAGCCGAAAAAUCAGCUUGAUUUGACGAAAUUCGGGUAAUUAUUGAAGAUCAGAGACGAGGAAUUAAGUUUGGAAUCGAAUCCAAUCAGUGGAAAGGAGCUGAGAUUUCUUAUUAGCCGUUUAAUGGAUUUUGCUUGGGCUGAUGAAAAUGCAUCGAUUUCCGAAGCUCUUCUCCCAUAGGUCGGAGCCGCGCAACUCCAGCCGCCGCCCGGCGAAGCCGAAAAGGCUUGAGCGGUGCAACGCACUCAGGAAUGCCAGCUACGACUUCUCUCUCUCUGGUUCAUCUUCGUCAUCGUCGCACUCGCCGGAGGAGUCUCAGCGCGCGAGCUCCUUGGAUUUGUACGGCGGGAAGACGACGAGCUUCCGCGUGGAUGGGACCGAGGGAGAAUUUCAAGUUAUCUGUGAAGCGUUUGGUUUUUCCGGGAUAGACGAUUUCGCUAUAUCGCAGGAGGAAUAUGAGGCGAUGAAGGCGGGGGGUACGAUUAAUAAGAAAUUGGAGCCUUUGUAUCAGGAAACAGAGGUUGAUUGUGUUAAAUAUUCUUAUGCUAACGGUAAUAUUAGGGCAAUUGAUGGGAUUAAUCGGAAAAUGGGGGGUUUUCCUGUUGAGAAUUUAGAGAAUAGUUUUGGCGCAGCUAGUAAGCAAUUUGGGGUUACUUGUGAUUUUGAUUAUGCGAACAAGUGCAGGGGUGUUUCUGAGCCAUCAAAACGAUUAGAGGAUGGUGUAAAUUUUGUUCAUAGAUUAAGUGUGAGAUCAAAAGCUUCUCGUAUAAAUGGUAUUCAGGGCGCACGACCAACUAUAGUGGUGCCCGAUUGGGAUACAUCGACAGGAUUUCUGCAGGAGCGUGAUCCAUGUAUUCCUAAGUUCCAAAGCAGGUUCUUUUUGAAUAAUGAAGAGACUGCGGUAGUUGGUCCGGAUAGGAAUGAGCAAGAGAAGGUUACAAUGACAAUGGAAGAAAACCGUGCAUUAUCAGAGUCAUGCUCUUUCUCUUCAAAUGAGGAUGAUUCCUCAAGUUCCAUGACUGAACCUAUGUCUAGCAUUUCAUCUAAUGAGAGACAUGGACGUGUUAUUCAUGACUGGCAGAAGGGUGAGCUUUUGGGACGUGGAACAUUUGGAUCUGUGUAUGAAGGAAUUGCAGAUGGUGGAUUCUUUUUUGCUGUAAAGGAAGUGUCUUUGCUUGAUCAAGGAGAGGAUGGGAAGCAAUGUGUGUUCCAACUUGAACAGGAAAUCGCUCUUCUUAGUCAGUUUAAACAUGAAAACAUCGUACGGUAUUAUGGGACAGAGAAGAAGGGGUCACAUCUCUGUAUUUUUCUUGAGCUGGUCACACAAGGCUCCCUUUUGAGGCUUUACCAGAAAUAUGAUCUUCGAGUGCCUCAAGUAUCCGGUUAUACACGGCAGAUUCUACAUGGUUUGAAGUAUCUGCAUGACAGAGAUGUCAUCCACAGAGAUAUAAAAUGUGCAAAUAUAUUGGUGCACACAAAUGGUUUAGUGAAGCUUGCUGAUUUUGGUCUUGCUAAGGCUGCCAAGUUGAAUGAUGUGAAGUCUUGCAAGGGGACUGCAUUUUGGAUGGCUCCCGAGGUUGUUCGUAGCAAGGGCUAUGGGCUUGCAGCAGAUAUAUGGAGUCUCGGAUGCACGGUGUUGGAGAUGUUGACCAGACGUUUUCCAUAUUUUGGUUUAGAAUAUAUGACAGCAUUAUACAAGAUAGGACAGGGAGUGAGACCAGAUGUCCCCGAUACUCUUUCAAGUGAUGCGCAAGAUUUCAUACUUCAAUGCCUACAGAUUGACCCAAGCUUGCGACCAACAGCUGCUGAGCUCCUGGACCACCCCUUUGUGAAGCGGCCGCUUUCAUCAUCUGCACACAGCUUUGGCUGGCAUUUUUGACAGUCGAGGACCAUGGUGUUUAUGUACUGCAAACCUGAGGAUUUCACAUUAUACUAAGAAUAUAAGGCUCAAGAGUUUCCAUUCUUCGAUUAUUUCAAUACAUUUCGAUUUUGCAAGAUAGGAGAUCCUUUUUUUGUAAUGUGUAUUCAUGCUCUCUCUUUUUUCUGUUGAUUCUGAUUGUUGUGUAGUGUUGUAGUGUGUGAUCUUGUAAUUAGUAGGAUGUAUAUAAAUGUUAAUGAGGCUUCUUUUCUUUCA
This is a messenger RNA of Salvia hispanica, 2229 nucleotides long. Its product is annotated as mitogen-activated protein kinase kinase kinase 1-like. Gene Ontology annotation, cellular component: cytoplasm. NCBI's taxonomy places the organism in Eukaryota, Viridiplantae, Streptophyta, Magnoliopsida, Lamiales, Lamiaceae. Gene Ontology annotation, biological process: MAPK cascade; protein phosphorylation. Gene Ontology annotation, molecular function: ATP binding; MAP kinase kinase kinase activity. The record is from RefSeq and is a predicted model, not a curated record.